Fusarium pseudograminearum CS3096 is the source of this 1233-nucleotide messenger RNA. RefSeq lists its product as uncharacterized. Gene Ontology annotation, cellular component: transcription factor TFIIA complex. Lineage: Eukaryota; Fungi; Ascomycota; Sordariomycetes; Hypocreales; Nectriaceae. The transcript is spliced from 3 exons. The coding region runs from base 1 to 1233 and encodes 410 amino acids. Gene Ontology annotation, biological process: transcription initiation at RNA polymerase II promoter; transcription by RNA polymerase II. The record is from RefSeq and is a predicted model, not a curated record.
AUGUCGAACCAGGCAGUCGGUAGCGUCUACAAGGCUAUUAUUGACGAAGUUGUCAACAGCUCGCGAGUUGAUUUCGAAGAGAGCGGCGUUGAAGAGUCGGUGCUGGAGGAGUUACGACAGGGAUGGCAGCAAAAGCUCACCCAACUUGAUGUCGCCGGGUUUCCUUGGGAUCCCAAGCCCGACCCUCCUCCCGCACAAGCACCACCGCCUGCUAUGGCAGCCGCGCAAACUCAUGCCCAGGCUCAAUUUUCACCUCAUCCUAGCAACCCGACAGGUCUUUCUCUGCCAGGGAUGGCCCAGCCCCAGGUUCAGAAUGGAGUCAAGCCUGAAGGUAGUUAUGUCAAGACCGAGUCUCCCGUGCCUAUCAAGCAAGAGCCCGGUUUGCAGGGCAACCCGAUGGCCUAUCAACAGUACGCCAACCCCAACAUUAACAUGAACGACAAGAACAACGUGGCUGCCAACCGUGCUGCCCAACAACUGCAGGCUCAGUACGGUCAGCGUGCUGCAGGCUCUAUCAAUGCUUUGCACCAGCAACAACAACCACACCCCCAGCAGGGUCAGCAGCAACAACAACAACCAGCUCUACCCCAGCAACAGCAGACACAUCAUCAACAGCAACAGCCUGGCCAACAGCAAAACCUGACCCAGCAACAACAACAUCAACAGCAAAUGUAUCGUCAGCAGAUGGCCGCAGCAACUGCCCAUCAACAACAGCAACACCCCUCUAAUGGCCAACCCCACAUCCAAAACGGCCAGACUGACGGCGCUGGCGACGUGGACGACUACGAGGGUGUGCUGAUGCAACGGGCUGCUUCUGGUGAUUUCCGCGAACUCGGACGGGUUGAGAUCGACCGCAUGCUGCAUGAACAGAUCCUUGCCAAGGCUAAAAGUAUGGAGGGCGGCGGCCUAAUGGUUCCCCUGAAGGAAGCCACUCGACACUCGUCGGCUUCGACAUCACGCAAGGCCAAGGGCAAGCAACCGGCCGCCUUUGAUGGAGGUGAUGACGAUGAAGAAGACGACGACGAUGCUAUCAACUCGGACCUUGAUGAUCCCGAGGAUGAGCACGAUGACGAUGAUGUCGAUGACGACGGGCUUGGCAACAUCAUGCUCUGCAUGUACGACAAGGUCCAGCGUGUCAAGAAUAAGUGGAAGUGUACACUUAAGGAUGGCGUCUUGACGGUUAACGGCAAGGAGUAUGUUUUCCACAAGGCUACAGGCGAGUACGAAUGGUAG